Messenger RNA from Scleropages formosus (Asian bonytongue), 4548 nucleotides. It is a transcript of the gene ldlrb, whose product is annotated as low density lipoprotein receptor b. NCBI's taxonomy places the organism in Eukaryota, Metazoa, Chordata, Actinopteri, Osteoglossiformes, Osteoglossidae. Gene Ontology annotation, biological process: receptor-mediated endocytosis. The transcript has 18 exons. Gene Ontology annotation, cellular component: plasma membrane; signaling receptor complex; apical plasma membrane. Gene Ontology annotation, molecular function: calcium ion binding; protein binding; hormone binding. The record is from RefSeq and is a predicted model, not a curated record. Bases 279 to 2879 code for a protein of 866 amino acids.
UUGACAACUUGUACGCGGGGUCCCGCGCGUAUCCACGUGGUGCAUGUUUCCAAUACAGUUGUUUUAGAUAAAGAAACAAUACGUUUAGAAAAUUUUAAGUGUUUUAACUUUCUUUUAACUAUUAUUAACAACGAAGCGGUUCUGGAAAGUUCUGUAACGGUACUGCUACUUGUCCAGAUAAGCGCUGUGGUGUCUAGCUAGGCAAGAAGAAAUUGGAGUUUAAAUUAAAGCGCUGCUGUCUCAUUUCGGAGGUCCUCACCAGACAGAGCUGUAACAGUAUGGGAUUCAUGGUGUGUUGUCUUCCCGUCCUGGUGUGCUGCUUCUUGGGACAUGCACAAUCGGCAACCACGUGUAGAGCCAAUCAGUUCCAGUGUGGGAAUGGGAAGUGCAUCACUGUCAAGUGGGUGUGUGACGGUGCCAAUGACUGCGCAGAUGGCACCGAUGAGGAGCCGGCCGUUUGCCUGGCCAGGACAUGUUCGCCUGAUGAGUUUAGCUGCGGUGGCCACCUGAACCAGUGUGUGCCCAAAAGGUGGCGCUGUGAUGGCAAGGCUGACUGUGUGAAUCAGGCAGAUGAGGAAGGCUGUGUGCCGAAGAACUGCACCGACGAUGAGUUCCGCUGUUCCAACGGACAGUGCGUGUCGAUGUCGUUUGUGUGCGACGAUGACCGCGACUGCGAGGACGGCAGCGACGAGGCCUCGUGCCCCUCUGUCACCUGCACGCCCGGCUCCUUCCAGUGCAACAACUCUGUGUGCGUGCCGCAGCUGUGGGCCUGCGAUGGCGACUCUGACUGCACCGAUGGCUCUGACGAAUGGCCCGCGCACUGUGGGCACCGGCCGCCGCCCCCCUCGGCCUCCCGCUGCUCUGACCUCGAGUUUCAAUGCGACAACGGAGAGUGCGUGCACGGUAGCUGGAGGUGCGACGGUGGUGCCGACUGCGUGGACCGCUCCGAUGAGGCCAACUGCAGCCAUCACACCUGCCGGCCUGAUGAGUUUCAGUGCGGCGACGGCUCCUGCAUCCACGGCAGCCUGCAGUGUAACCAUGAGCAUGACUGCAGGGACUUGAGUGACGAGCUGGGCUGUGUGACCGAGGUUCGCUGCGAGGGCCCGAGCAGGUUCCAGUGUCGUAGCGGGGAGUGCAUCAGCAUAGACAAGGUGUGCAACAAGGCAAGAGACUGCAGGGACUGGUCCGAUGAGCCCAUCAAAGAGUGCGGCACAAAUGAGUGCCUCAUCAACAAUGGCGGCUGCUCCCACACCUGCGAAGACCUGAAAUACGGCUACCGCUGUUCAUGCCCCACUGGCUUCCUGCUGGUGGAUGGAAAACGGUGUGAGGACAUUAAUGAGUGUGCUGAUCCAGACACCUGCAGCCAGAUCUGCGUCAACCUGGAGGGAAGCUACAAGUGUGAGUGUGAGGAGGGUUACCAGAUGGACCCAGCCUCUAAGACCUGCAAGGCAGCCUCUGGCUCCGUACCGUAUCUGUUCUUCACCAACCGCUACGAGGUGAGGAAGAUGACACUAGAUCGUAGCGAGUACACCCGCUUCAUCCCCCAGCUCAGGAAUGUCGUGGCCUUGGACACAGAGAUCCCCACCAACAGGAUCUACUGGUCUGACCUGUACCAGAAGAAGAUCUAUAGUACUGACAUGAAUGAGGCUGGGAACCCAUCCAGCCACCGUGCUGUGAUCGACUCGGGGAUCGAGGCACCUGAGGGGAUCGCCGUUGACUGGAUCCACAGCAACAUUUAUUGGACAGACAGCGUGCACAGCACCAUCUCUGUGGCAACGACUGAUGGGGCCCGGCGCAAGACGCUGGUCAGAGAAAGUCUGAUCAGGCCCAGGGCCAUUGUGGUUGACCCCAAGAACAACUUCAUGUACUGGACUGAUUGGGGUGUCCCAGCCAAGAUCGAGAAGAGUGGCCUGAAUGGGCUUGACCGUACACCUCUGGUGACUGAGAACAUUGAGUGGCCCAAUGGCAUCACACUGGACCUGCUGAACCAGAGGCUCUAUUGGGUGGACUCGAAGAUCCACACGCUCUCUAGUGUUGACGUCCAGGGUGGAAGCCGCCACACGAUCAUCUUUGAUGAGCAAAACCUUGUGCACCCUUUGUCCCUGGUAGUGUUUGAGGAGAAAGUUUUCUGGACCGAUGCAGUCAGCAGAUCAAUCCUAAGUGCUAACCGCCUCACAGGCAGUGACAUCACUGCUAUAGCACAGAACCUGGUAUCCCCUGAAGACAUCGUGCUUUACCAUGACCUCCAGCAGCCCACUGGCACAAACUGGUGCAAAGAGGGUGAUCUUCCCAACGGGGGCUGUGAGUUCCUAUGCCUUCCAGCCCCACAAAUCAACAGCCACUCUGCCAAGUAUACAUGUGCCUGUCCAGAUGAUAAGGUGUUGGGCCCAGACAUGAGGACAUGUGUGACAGCUGCAGAUGCUCCAUUGCCUCCUGAUGAACCAAACAACACCCCCAGAGUUCCAGCUAGGACCACCCAUAGACUGCCGGUUCCCACCAUAACCAGCACUACGCAGCGCUCUACCUCCCACGUGACCAAGUCUGACAGAAAUGCAUUCAAGUCAACCUUGGAGUCUAAGGUCAUUAUGCAUGAAGGCAAUGCCAAUGGAUUGGUUAUUGAAUCAAAAGAUUCUGAAACAUCCUCUCCAACUGCUCUGUACAUCAUCUUACCCAUCGUCCUCCUUUGCCUGAUUGCAUUUGGGGCUGCGCUGCUGUGGAGAAACUGGAAGCAGAAGAACACCAUUAGCAUGAACUUCAUCAACCCCGUCUACCAGAAGACCACAGAAGAUGAGGUGCACAUCUGCAGAAGCCAGAGUGAGGAAGGGUUCAACUACCCAUCGCAGCAGAUGAUCAUUCUAGAUGAAGAGCAGAUGACCUAACAGCCUCCCAGAAGCACAAUUCCAAAACCAUACAGAGACCAGGCUGUGGAGAACUGGGAUUAUCCGUCGUGCUGCUAAGAGGUCUUGUUUUCUUUUUUUGCGAAGACCUCAGAAAACAAGAACUGAUAUUGUGGCUUUCCUUUGUAACCUGAACGCUGCAGCCCGUUUGUGAAAACUACAGAAAAACUCCAUCUGAAAAUAGUUUCCUAUGAAACAGUGUAGUUGGUUAACUGUCCAUUACAAACCAAAAAAAUCCACUGACACCUUUCCUAUACUGUGUGCACCUAAGCCUAGUUUUAAGUGAAGGACUGGGAAAAGAUUGAAGGAUUAUGCAGAUACUUCUAAUAGAAGAACGGCUUUUGUCUGAACACUAAUAUUUUAUUGGUUGGUUUUUUUCGCUUUUGCAUAUCUCUGGAAAAAAUGGGUGAAGUGUGAUCUCUACCUGCCUACAACAGCUGAAUAUCACUUGAAUUUCUGAGGAUUUAUAUUGUUUACAUUUAAUCUUUAUGGUAUUUAGAAAUCUGGAUUUCCUAGUCUAGAAACUUCUGUGUACCAAACACAUUUAUAUAUAGAUAUAUAUUACUGUGGAUGUAUGUCUUGCACUAUUUAUAAUUUUUGCCUUACUCUGACCUCCACCCCUUUUUCCAAUAUACCAUGUAAAAUGUUUGCUACCAAGACUCGAGAAAGCUUUCCUGAAUAUAUACAAAAGUUUUAAACACAAGCCAUAGCUUCUUUGCCAUUUAUCUACACCCGGUGGUGCUUUCUCAGGGUUUGUAAAACGUAGCCUUUUUAUGUUAUAUGUGAUUAUCGUACAUUAUGAAGGGAUUUUUUUUCCCCCUUCCUGCCUUACAUUGUCCAGUGACGCUCUCAUGUUUUGACGUGAGCACUUGCGCCAGUGUAUGAUCAUGUGAUGCCAAAUGUUCUCUAGUGACCUGUUUCAUAGCCAGUGUGAAACUUGCUGUUUGUGCAGUUCUCUGUAUAACUUCUAUGUAGCUGCUCUUAAAUGACUAUCACUUGAUUGGGGGAAAAUCACCACUUGAUUAAAAAUAAGUUGUUUAAUUAUUUUAGGUGCAACAGAUUUCCUUUAUAGGACUGAAACUGCCUGCUCCAACCCCUGCAAUUAAUAAUUGUUUCUGGGAAAAUAGUUAAAUGGAACAUUAUUUGCACUGUAUAGGGCAGCAGGUGUCAUAGUGGCAAAGGACUGGGAAUUUUUAGCCUGCUGCCUUAAACCUCAUUGCCCUGUUAUUGCUGUAGUACCACUGAGGAAGGUACUUAACCUGAAUUGUUCCAGUGAAAAUAUUCAGUCGUAUAAAUGGGUCAAAAUCUGCAAAUUGUUUUGGGUAAAGAUCCUCAGUUUAGCAAUGAAUGAAAAGUAAUGUUCAGGGUGUGGUGAUUUAAAAUGCAUUCUGUCCGUUAUAUCUGCUAAUGGAGCACUUUUUUUGUGCUUAAGGCAAUGAGUUUGCCUCUUUCACAGCAAUCCUUACUCCUUUUUCAAUGAGUGCAAUGAUACCGGUUUCCAGAAGUCAGCCUCAGUACUGAAAAUAUGUACAUAUCUUGUAAAUAUAUGUAUUCACUGUAAAUGUUUCCCUUUUGUAGAUCUUAUUAGCCAUUAAGGUUAUAUAUUUUAAAUCUGGGAUUUGUAGAUACGCAAUUUCUAAAAUAUAUUUCU